AUGCGUCUCAAUUGUUGCAGGUUGACCGACAUUCUCUCCCAGUCCAGACGGCUUUUCGGAGGCUUGCACUCCGUAGGUUAAUCUUUUUGCGCAUCUUGGCACUCCCAACAGAAUACAAGCUUCCCUCGGAAAAAUCGAAAUCGGUUUCUCAUCGAAUGAAAUUUUGAGUCUACAAAGUUUAAAAAAUUAGGAAUUGAAAACAUAAUGAGCGUUUAGCUGAUUGAAGGUUUCAUUUUUUCAAUUUUUAGUAUACAGUUAUGUUAUAGAAAAUCAAAUCAAGUUGCAGUAGAAAAUUUCUCUGGAAGUGUUUUGAGAAGGACGAUCGUCUCAUUGAAAAUUUUCAAACUUGAAACAAAUUUUUCAAAAGUCUCAAAAUCUAGAACAAGGUUCCUCAUGAUAGCAACCUGUGCGAAUUUCUAAUUUUGUUCAAGUUUCGAGUUUACCAGGGAAUGAGGUCGAAAUUAAAUUUUUAGGAACUUCGAAAAAUCACUUCUUCAACCUAUAAGUUAGAGAAGGCAGCCCCGAAAAAAAAAAUGAGUAUCUGACUAUCGAUUAUUAUUAUCUAUUUUGAGAUUUUUCGAAAUAAAUCGAGUUCAUUGUAACCGAAUCUAACAGUUUCGCUUUACUCACCUGUUUGCGCGACUACAAUGUGGUCAACGCAGAGAACUGAUAAGACGCUCCUUUUUCUGCUACUCUGUUUAGUACUGAGAUAUUAGAAGUCUUUUUCCUUGUUUUUUAUUCCAAUUCCACUAUUUUUCGUUUUGUUUUUCAAAUAUAAAAUAUUUCAAAUUUCUUCUUAUCUUUGAAAACUAGUGCCCAAGUUUCAGCUAUUAAACUGUUUUUCUGAAAAUGAAACCAAUAGAAAACCGCUCUUGUUCGAAAUCGAGAUGUCUAUGACAAUAAUACAUUUUUCAGCCAAUCAGAUGUACUCGACGUGGGAGUUUGUCAAAAGACACAAGGGAAAGUUCAUAGCUGGUGGUGUACUUCUUGGGAGCGCCAUCGCAUUUUCUCAACAGAAACAUCCAACCCGACUCGAGCGUCCUCAUGCUCAUACGGAGCUGAACAUACAGGUGAUAUCUAAACUUCAUUGAUUGCAAGCUCAAAACAAAUAACAGUUAAUAAUUUUCAAAAUUACUCAAGCCUAAUCUGGAUACUUUUGAUAAAAUUGCGUUACAAAAUUUUUUAAUCGUGAUAAAUUUAUAAUAUUUUCACCAUUUUCAGCUGACUCCGUAAAAAGUUUAUUUUUGUUCCGUAUCACUGAUAGAUGAACUAUAAUCUCUUUGUAUUUUUUCUUGUUUUCUAUUUGCUUUUUUCGUUAAGGCCAGGAAGCAUUACAUAUUCGACUCUACGCACCAAUCCUGCGAUCAAUCAAUCACUGACUUGAUUCCGACCAUUACUGCUCAGAUAGAGGUAAUCAAAAUCUGAAAGAAGCUGCAAAGUGCUAUUUUGAGGCUCGGUUUGACGUUGAAGCUUUGACAGGUAAACUGCAGAAUGAUCCGAAUCUCAGUUCCGAGGAAAAAGUCCGGUUAUGGGAGACUCUUAAGGUUAUAAUUUCAUAAAAACGAUCAACUUUGUUCAGAAUAUCAUUAAGGAGCUUCAGCCCAUGAAACAUGUUGAGAAAACAAAAAAUAUUGUAUUUUGUGGAGAAGAUUGAAAGUAUUUCCCAGGAUUUUUGUGUCCUAAUUUUUGAUAUUAUUUAAACUAACUAUGCGAGUUCAGAUCUACGCUUUUUGUCGGAUUGUGUCAGUUGCCUACGGUUUCUCGAUUUUAACGCUGGCUCUGAAAGCUCAAAUGUCGGUUUUGGCAGCAGACGCUUGUAGUCAGUUUGAAGCGAACCUUGGAAAAAGCUCGAAAUCUUCUUCUUGGUACGUACUGAAAAAAUUACCCAUUAAGGUUCAUGAAAAUGUACCACUAAAGGUUCUCUUACCUGCCGGAAAGCAUCCGACCCGUUGUUCAAGAAAAUGACAGGAAACCCAAUAGUUCUGAAGUGGCCGCCGAAGUUGGAAAUCGUCAAAUUUUUUUGCAAUGCAUUCAGUAUUACACUCUCACUGGUUCGUUUUUUCACCCAAAAAGGAUUUUUUUGAAGUCGUAUUUUUUUUCUGAAAAUCGAUCAGGAUGUUUUCUCUGAGCCGGUAGAACAUUCUGAAAACUUAAAAAAUUUUCAAAGUUUUUUUUAAGGUGUAACCAAGCUCAUGGAGCAAAUCAACGAUGCUGUGGUCACUGUAGUUUCUGACUGGUCGUUGAAAGAUCGAAGAACGAAAGACGAGAUCCGACAACUGUUUUAUAGAAUUGAAGAUAAAGUGUGUACAAAAGGGUUGAUUGUGAACCUUGUUGCUCCCCUGAACCAAUCCGAGGUUUUCCGAAUGAGUUUUCGAAGAAAUCAGUUCAUUUUUCAGGGAAAUUCAUUGGAUAGCGUUAUAAAACUUCUGAACAAAUUGAAGUUGAACAUAGACUCUCAACGAUGUUUCGUCACUCUGAGAAGCCUUGUCGACUUUUAUUUUUCUGCUGCCCUCAAGGUGUUUUAUUUGAAGUAUUUAUUUAUUUGCAGUUUUUAGAUGAUCGAUGGGGAAUCCCUACCACUUUUCAACUACCUUCCUACGCUUUCAAAUUCUUAUCAAACUCUGAAAUCAACUACAUUUGACAGUCCUUUGUUCAAUUCACUAUAUUCUACUGAUGUUCAUCAAUUUGCUGUAGAGGUCUUCAAUAGUUAAAGUUUAAUCCAAGAUUUUUUGCUUAUCUCAGAGAGCAUCCCAUCAACAAUUCUUUAUAACAAUGUAUAAAUUUUUGUUGAAAUCUUUUCGUACGCUUAACAUCUUUGCAAAAAAACGCUAAAGAGGCCAGAAUCUCAUGCAACACUGCGCUGGCGCGCAUUUGCUCCUUUCUUCACACUUUCAAACGCUUUUUUUCUUUCCGCAGUCUCAGUGGCUUUUUUUGUCAAUUGGUUGCUUUUUUGAUUUAUUUUUGUAUAUCUCUAAUUUCUAAUUGUACUAAAAUACAUUCAAUGUAAAUUCUCAUUAACUUUUAUUAUAGUGAAAGGUGCAAUAGUUAUUAAUUAAAUAAUAUAUUUCAAUUUUUCCUAAAAUCCCAUUCGGGAAAGUUCUUAUUUGCCGACAAAUUUACCAUUCAAAUAACUUUUACGUCAGCAUCAAGGAAACGAUAUGAAUGUAUCUUCCUCACAAUUUUCACGAUGUUUCUUUAUCCGGAGAAUAAAUAUUUUUUGUUCGGUGUCGAUUUGUCUGUAACGUCAAUGUUUUAUUUACAUUUGCCGUACUUCAUUCAGUCAUCGAAAAGAAAAACUUUCGUUGCCAGGGAACUUCAAGGAAUUUCAUUAAUUUACGUAUUUCAAGUCAUGAACGAGCCGACGCCACCGGACGAAUGUACCAAAAUUGAAGAGCCUGUUCCGCGGCAACCUGGCAAGAAAAAGAAAGCAAAGAAAACGGGUGGCUCCCGGGAAGAGAUGCGUGCUCCCAUGACCAUUUGCAAAGAUGAGCCGGUCCCGGAUGAGAACGAGCCAAUCUUUGUUUCCAAAACGAUGGUGCAUCUCGAAGACGUUUUUGACGAGAAAGCCACCUGUAUGCAUUUCUUGCCUGCACAACGUGACAAUUCUGCAGUCUUAAUUGUUGGACAAAUUGAUGGAACGGUGAGAACUUUUAUCUAUGGUUUUCAGUGACAAAGAAAUAAAAACAGUUGUGAAUUGAGAAUUCGUUGGAGCCAGAGGAAUUUUGCUCAAAUCUGCGUCAUUUUCAGCUUAGUUUUCUCGCGGUUCCCGAAGAGAAUGAUGAUGAGGACACAGAUUCAGAAGCAGAUGAAUGUUGUUUUGAUACGGAUUGUGAGGAAUCCGUUGUCGCCAUAUGUCACGGACAUCUCUUCCCAAAAUACGACGAUUAUAAAUUGCAGUUAGUUUUUUUAAAAAAAUCUUAUUCUGCAUUUGAAAAAUUUUUUUGAAAAUAAAUUUUUUUGGGUGUUUGAUAUAAUAAUGUAUCUUUGACAGAAUCACAGCUCUCGACUAGUGGCUUUUUAACAUUUUUUCUUGUUUCUGGAAAAUAAAUAAGUCCGUUUUUUUUGUCAAGCAGAUGACGGUUUUUCAGCAUUUACAUCACAAGAAUAACUUUUCCAAAGUCAUAAAAUUCAGCAUGAAUUAACCUUUUUUUAAAAAGAAUCAAAUCAAACUUGAUGUUUUUCAGCGAGGUGUUGACCAUCUUCGAAGAAGGCUUGAUUAUGGUUUGGUCGGUUUCCGGAGGAGAUCAUGAGUACCUACGCGUUGAAUCUGUUUAUGAACAGCGUCUCUUGGUGAAAUUCAAAGAUAAUUUUUUCCUAUUCUAAAAUUUCAGUCGAACAUCUCAUCGGCUUGUCUUAUUGACAUGAACCAAAACAAUCACCAAGAACUCAUUGUCAGCAUGACUGACCGCGUUUGUGAGUUUCUCAAAAAAAUACAUCUUUCUAAUCAAAUUUCUACAGUUCGUGCUUAUCGUUGGAGCCAGAAACACGGAAUUAUCGUUGCGACACACAAAUGGGAAGUUCCUGCUCAAAUCAUGGGCGUAGCCAUCGGAGAAGUGUCGUUAGUUUUAAUAUCCUUUGUAUAUUUUCCCAGUUUCUCCUACAUAGGCUCAAAAAAUGUACAAUAUGCUCUGUACAAAAAAUACCUAUUCUCGGAAUAACAAGAAAAAAAAACCACAGGGAAACAAACAAACAUAAGAAUUAAGAAAGUGCAGGAUUCAAGAUAAAAACCGUUCAAGAUAAUUUUUAUCAGCGGCUGGAAAAUUUUGUAGUUUUCAGGUUGAGUUUCAAUAGUAAAAUGAGCUUUGAAAAAAUGACGAGUCGACCUCCAAGUCAUUAUUUAAUAAAAGAAAAUCAAAUGGCUCCAAUCAGUUUAAAAUUUGAAUAACUGCAGAACAACUCUCAACGGCAUGGAAAUCUGGACUUCUCAAGCGAACGCGGCUUUCUUCAUCUCGAUUCCUUGCACCGGCCGUGAACUGCCAAAACACCGGGAACCUGAGAAUUUUUUGGAUAGUCUGAUUCUUCCAUACAGAUGUCAUUUCUUGUACGUCACUAGCCGUUAUACAGAUCAGAUUCUGAUCAUUGGUUAGUCCCGAAAAAAAAAGAAACGUCCAUUUUCGGUUUUAGUGAAUGGAAAAGAGCGGAUUAUGAGGACGGACAGGGAAGUUUGGUUCCUGGCCGCUACUGUCGUGCGCAUGUCGGAUUUCAAUCUGAUCGUCACGUUGGAUCAAAUGGGUUACAUAUCCAUGUUUGGGUACAACGAAAACAUUUUGAAGGUAAUGUCACCUUCAAUGACACCUCACAAAAAAAUUUGAAUUUUUUCGCAAUUGAAUGUCAAAAAAAAAACUUUAUUUUGAUAUCCUUGAGAAUUUCGUUAACUCAACUUUCCAUCAAAUUAUUCGUCAAGCAAUUUUCCUAAUGUGACGUCAUCAUUCUCAUUUUUGAUGCAACGCGUGAUUUCAAUAGUGCGACAGAUGACAUAACAUAUCAAAAAUCAUAGUGUCAAAAAACUACAAAGAAAAAAACGUGACGCAUGACAAAAAGUAUUCGCUGUAGUUUUUGAUCAAGUUUUCUUCAAUUUGAAAUCUGCAUGUCUCGAAUGAGAAAAAUCUUUUGGGUUGACCCCCAACACCGCUGAAAAAAGUUUUUUGUCUCUGAAGCUGAAAUAAGUUAUCUUUGUGAUCAGUCUAGCAAGAAAUUCUUGCAGUUGAGCCUUCAAUCAGAAUCACUAGAAAAGUUUUUCUCUCCUUUUUAUAUUCAAUUUAUCAAUGGCCAAAGUUUCCUGAUAAACAUUUUUAUCUCGUUGAAGAGAAUUAGAAAUCAUUAUUUUUUCAAAGUGUUGGUGAUCUCUCUCUGUUGUAUCCCGUUUCCCAAUUACCCCAAAAGUCGAAAUGAUUUUAAGAGGCAAAAAACAAAAAACUUUGGCUUGCAGGACCGAGACUCGUUUCCACUGGCUGAGAUCAAAACAAGGGGAAACGCUCUGCGUAUGGUGGCCACAUACUCCAAGGCAAUCGACAAAUUAUACGUUGCCAUUGAGAACAGCGAGUGCGGCGUGACCUGCUACAAUAUCGAGAUGCGCUAUCUCCGCGACAUCAAUAACUAUCGGAAUAGUUUGUAA
This is a messenger RNA of Caenorhabditis auriculariae, 6115 nucleotides long. NCBI's taxonomy places the organism in Eukaryota, Metazoa, Nematoda, Chromadorea, Rhabditida, Rhabditidae. The record is from the annotation of a GenBank genome assembly.